Molecule: messenger RNA, 884 nt
Organism: Chroicocephalus ridibundus (black-headed gull)
Lineage: Eukaryota; Metazoa; Chordata; Aves; Charadriiformes; Laridae
Gene: HOXC8
Product: homeobox C8
Biological process (GO): regulation of transcription by RNA polymerase II
Cellular component (GO): nucleus
Molecular function (GO): RNA polymerase II transcription regulatory region sequence-specific DNA binding; DNA-binding transcription factor activity, RNA polymerase II-specific
Source: RefSeq, a predicted model, not a curated record
AUGAGUUCCUACUUUGUAAAUCCUCUCUUUUCCAAGUACAAAGGCGGUGAAUCGCUGGAGCCAACUUACUACGACUGCAGAUUUCCACAAAGUGUUAGCAGGAGCCAUGCUCUCGUGUAUGGUCCGGGCACUACUGCUCCCACCUUCCAGCACCCUUCACACCACGUCCAAGAGUUUUUCCACCACGGAACCUCCAGCAUCUCCAACUCUGGAUACCAGCAAAACCCAUGCGCCUUGGCGUGUCACGGAGACGCUUCUAAAUUCUAUGGAUAUGAAGCUCUACCGAGGCAAUCGCUUUAUGGUGCUCAGCAAGAGACGACUGUUGUACAAUAUCCUGACUGUAAAUCGUCUUCCAACAGUAACUCUAGCGAGGGACAAGGGCAUUUAAAUCAAAAUUCGUCUCCCAGUCUCAUGUUCCCAUGGAUGAGACCUCACGCUCCCGGAAGACGCAGUGGCAGACAAACUUACAGCCGGUACCAGACCCUGGAGUUAGAAAAGGAGUUCCUCUUCAACCCGUAUUUGACACGGAAGCGGCGGAUUGAGGUCUCUCACGCCCUGGGACUGACCGAGAGACAAGUGAAGAUCUGGUUCCAGAACAGGAGGAUGAAGUGGAAAAAAGAAAACAAUAAAGAUAAGCUGCCGGGGGCCAGGGACGAGGAGAAAACGGAAGAAGAAGGGAAUGAAGAAGAGGAAAAAGAAGAGGAGGAAAAAGAAGAAAGCAAGGACUGAGUUCUCAGCCCCUUGAAGUCUCGUUUUAUGGCAGAUGAUAAAUCGAGAUGUUUACGACGGUCAUUUGCUUUUAUAGAGUAUAGAAUGGAGAGGCUCACACAGCAGUAACUACCUGUCAAACAGUUGUAGCCUUUUUUAUUGUCAUAGAAACUUCC